UCUCGACAUGUUUGAUUUUCUUCACUUCUUGGUGCAGCCGUUUCUUCUUCUUCUUCUCCGGCUCCCUUUCCUCCGCGGUGUGACGCUUGUGCCGCCGUUCGUGACCGCUCACUCGGCUGCCUUCCGCCAUUUCAGUCAGGGGGAUCGCGGACGAACCGCUCAGAGCCGGGGCCUAGCCGCUGCCGCGAAUCCCCCAACCGCCACAGGGGGAACCGCAGAAAGAUCGAGCACCUCCAUCAAACAUGCGCACUUGCACAAGAGGCGCUCGCGGCCAUUGCCCAGCCCCAGCCCCAGCCACCCGGGACCGUGAGUAUAUAAAGAGGGAGCGGCUGGCGCAGAAAUGUUGGUCAUCCUGGUGAAGAGGUUGUUGUUGUUGUGUACAAUCGCCAACACAAAACCCAUCACCGUCAUGACCGUGCCCCUCAACGACACGAAGCAAGUUCAUGCUCCAGCGGGUGAGGGAGAUUCCUUCUGCUAUUUCGGUUAUGGAAGUAACUUGUUGCGGGAGCGGUUGCAGCUUCAGAAUUCUUCGGCCGUGCAGAUCGGUGUGGGCUACCUGAAGGGCUAUAAGCUUGCAUUUGGUUUCCCUGACUUGCUAGACAGCAGAUGGGGAGGUGGUGUUGCGACGAUUAUCCCAAGUCCUGAAGAUGAUGUAUGGGGCGUUAUAUGGCGUUUGGAAGCUGCUGAUCGGCCAUCUUUAGAUGACCAAGAGGGUGUGAAAAUGGGACUAUACAGUCCAAUACAAGUUAAAAUUCAACAAGAAAAUACAGGAGAAGUAUUAUGUCAGACUUACCAAAUGAAUAAUUUUAAUUCUACCCUGCCAUCUCCACUUUACAAAAAGGUAAUUUGUACAGGUGCAAAACAGAAUGGAUUGCCUGCCGAAUAUAUUAAGAAGUUGGAAGCAAUAAAAACAAAUGAUUACAAUGAAACCACCCCAUUUACAAUCCAAAUUAAAAUGAUGUUGCAUCGCCUACAAAAUGAUACAUUGGAAUGAAAGAUGUUUAUUUUUGAAAAGUCAUUGUCUGUGUCUACGAUACAAAUGUUUGAAACAUGCUGAAUCCUUAGGAUUUUAUUGAAUUGAUUUUUGAUCUAAAAUUGUGAAAAGUUUAUGAAUCUGACAAUAAAUGUCAUUCAAGUUAAAAUGCAAACAUUGUUGUGCUGGAUCAAUAGAAUUUAAUUGCCUUUUUCAGCUAUAACGCAUCUGAUGUCCAGUAUUUGAAAUGUGAUAUCUGUUUCUGUUUUAUUUUAAAAUGCUGAUCUUUGACAAAUUCAGUCCUCAAGUUAUAAAUCUUUGUUUCUUACUUAGGCUUUUUCUAAUAAGAUUUAUAGAGCAUUGACAAAAUGACCUGUAUCCUAAUGUUAACUCUA
Molecule: messenger RNA, 1368 nt
Organism: Hemiscyllium ocellatum (epaulette shark)
Lineage: Eukaryota; Metazoa; Chordata; Chondrichthyes; Orectolobiformes; Hemiscylliidae
Product: gamma-glutamylcyclotransferase-like
Exons: 4
Coding region: 341-994 (217 amino acids)
Molecular function (GO): gamma-glutamylcyclotransferase activity
Source: RefSeq, a predicted model, not a curated record